AUGACCGUCGACGAUUUUGUUUCUCGCUCUCACAUCCUCCACCGAUCCUUCUCCGACAGCCCAGCCAAGAUCAUAGCCGGGGAUGGCAUUAACCUGAUCCUUGAAGAUGGCUCCAGAGUGAUCGAUGCAAGCUGUGGCGCCUCUGUUUCCUCCCUGGGUCACACCCAGCCGGAGAUCACAGAAGCAAUCACGUCUCACCUGCACAACGACAUCGCAUACGUCUACUCGGGUUCUCCGUUUACUCAAACCAUCAUGAGUGGUUCGCUUAAAGCGAUCUUCGUCAACUCUGGCAGCGAAGCCACCGAUGCAGCUCUCAAGCUUGCCGUCCAGUAUUGGCACGAGAGAGGACAGCCCCAGCGGACGCACUUCAUUGCCCGGAAACAAAGCUAUCAUGGAAAUACCAUCGGGGCGCUAUGCGUGUCGGGCCACGAGUCCCGACGAGCCUUCUAUAAGGAUUUCAUGUCGUCGAACGUCUCGUUCGUGGACCCUUGCUAUGCCUAUCGCAUGAAGGGCGAGCACGAGUCUGAUCAGUCGUUUGUGGUUCGUCUGGCUCGUCAAUUCGAGGAUGAGGUCCUUCGCGUCGGGCCUGGUCGGGUUGCUGGCUUCAUUGCUGAGACGGUCAGUGGUACCAUGCUUGGCUGUCUGCCAGCUGUCCCUGGGUAUUUUAAAGCAAUCCGAGAGGUCUGUGAUCGCUACGAGAUUCUGCUGAUUCUAGAUGAGUUCUGGAUCAUUUGCGGAAUGGGUAAAACCGGCACCAUGCAUGCGUGGGAGCAAGAAGAUAUUCGCGGUCCUGACAUCCAGACCAUUGGCAAGGCUCUCAGAGCAGGUUUUGUCCCUUUGUCUGGGGUACUGCUCCACGAGAAGAUCUUCGAUGCUCCGUCGGCCGGAUCAGGAGGGUUAGCACAUGGCCACACCUUUCAAGCUCAUCCCCUCGCCUGCGCAGCCGCGGUUGCAGCCCAGAAGAUAAUCGCCCACGAUAACCUCAUCGGCCGAGUAAAUAUCAAGGGACAGAAACUUGCAGCCCUGCUGCGCACAGAGAUCGGCCCCCUUCCGUUAAUAGUAGACAUCCGAGGCCGGGGGUUAUUCUGGGCGGUUGAAUUCGUUCUGAACAAGGACCUCAAGACGCGGUUCCCCGUUGAAGCGAGCCUUUGCUCGCAGGUGGUGAAGAAUAGUCUGAAGAUGGGGUUGAAUAUCCUUGGGAAUCUGGGCCAUACUGGUCAAUAUCAGGUGGAUCAUAUCUUGGUCUGUCCGCCCUAUACGGUUGGGGAUGGGGAGCUGGAGGAGAUUGUGGCGAUUCUUAAAGCUGCUAUCAUCGAGACGGGUCAGCCUUUUGUUGAGAGUCAUCGGACAGCGAAGACAGCAAACAUGCUGUAG
This is a messenger RNA of Aspergillus affinis, 1374 nucleotides long. RefSeq lists its product as uncharacterized. Gene Ontology annotation, cellular component: cytosol. The record is from RefSeq and is a predicted model, not a curated record. Bases 1 to 1374 code for a protein of 457 amino acids. Lineage: Eukaryota; Fungi; Ascomycota; Eurotiomycetes; Eurotiales; Aspergillaceae. Gene Ontology annotation, molecular function: pyridoxal phosphate binding; transaminase activity. The transcript has 3 exons.